AUUAGAAGUUUUGAUGGCUACCCAAAAGUCCCGGGAAGUGAUGUAUCUCAGACAUAUAACGAUGAACAAAUAGUUUACAACCUCACAUUUCGUUAGUUAAUUCUUAGUUUAUGUUUUUCAUUUUUGUUCAUGCUUUUUCUAAAUAUAGAUAAUUUCUGAUAAGUUUUUCCUAGUUUUCAAGGAGGAAAAGUUUUUGCAUGAAGAUUAGAAACAAAGAAAAACGUAGUGAUUGUAUCGCUCAACGACAAAUAAUUAAUUGAGAUUUGUGAAAAAUCAUGGAUGAUACAUAUAUGGGAGAGGGGUCUCGACAUGGACAGGGAAUGGAAUUUGUGCCAUUUCAAACUUGUCAAGAAUCAUUAGAAACCCUAUUACUUCAUGGAAAUUUAGAUAUUUUGGUUAAGGGAGCCAAAAAACUUCCUAACAUGGAUCAACUUCAUAGUACCAUGUCUGGUUUAUUUGGCAUGUCAAAGCUAAAAUCUCAUGGGACAAGUGAUCCUUAUGUUAAUGUUUCCAUUGCUGGCGCGAUUCUAGCUCGAACUUUCGUUAUGCAAGAUAACGAAAAUCCGGUAUGGAUGCAACACUUCAAUGUCCCAGUAGCACAUACAGCUGCAGAAUUACAUUUUGUAGUAAAAGAUGAUGAUGUAGUUGGUUCUGAGAUUAUAGGAGCAGUUGGUAUUCCUACUAGAAAACUUGUUUUAGGGGAGAAAAUUGAAGGAACUUUCCCAAUAAUGAAAGGUAAAGGGAAAGUCUGGGAAACUGGAGCUAAUUUAAGUGUAUCCAUCCAAUACACUCCUGUAGAACAAAUGAAUUUGUAUCACUCAGGUGUUGGGAAUGGGAAUGGUGUUCCUAGUACAUAUUUUCCGCUAAGGAAAGGGAAUAAAGUUACUCUUUACCAAGAUGCACAUUAUGAAGAUGGUAUACUUCCAGAUAUUAAGCUUGAAUAUGACAUGGAUUUUGUUCAUGGGAAAUGUUGGGUUGAUGUGUAUAAUGCGAUUUCGAGUGCUAGACAUCUGGUGUACCUUACAGGCUGGUCUGUAGUUCAUCUUGUUAGACUUGUUCGUGAUGAUCCAGAGAUUUCGGGUGUUACAUUGGGUACCUUAUUGAAGAGUAAAGCACGAGAGGGUGUACGAGUUUUGCUCCUUGUAUGGGAUGAUCCUACCUCUAGGAAAUUCUUUCAUCGCACGACUGAAGGCAUGUUAGCAACAGAUGAUGAAGUGACAUACAAGUUCUUUAAGGACUCAUCAGUUCAUGUAGUACUUUGCCCAAGAUCUGGUGGUAAAGGGCAUAGUUUGCUAGGAAAACAGGAAGCUGGAGCAAUCUAUACUCAUCACCAGAAAACAAUUAUAGUGGAUGCUGAUGCAGGUCAACAUAAAAGAAAACUCAUUGCUUUUGUGGGAGGGCUUGACCUUUGCAAAGGGCGGUAUGAUACUCCAGAGCAUUCUCUUUUCAGAACAUUAGAGACAGCACACGAAGAUGAUUUUCAUAAUCCCAAUUUCACUGGUUCAACUACGGGAUGUCCUAGAGAACCAUGGCAUGAUUUGCAUAGUCAGAUCGACGGUCCAGCAGUGUACGACAUCCUAACCAACUUUCAGGAGCGUUGGUUAAAGACUAGACCUCGUGGGAUUAAAAAAUUUAAGAGAACUUAUGAUGAUCAUCUAAUUAACAUAGAUAAAGUUCCAGAUAUUAUUAAACAAGAAGAUGCCGAAACUUGUGACAGUAAUGAGGAUGAUAUGGAGUCUUGGCAUGUUCAAGUCUUUCGCUCAAUAGACUCCAAUUCUGUAAAAGGGUUUCCUAAGGAUCCUAAAGAAGCGACGAAUUGGAAUCUUUGUUGUGGCAAAAAUGUUCUGAUAGAUAUGAGUAUACAUACGGCAUAUGUACAUGCAAUUCGCUCAGCCCAACAUUUUAUUUACAUUGAGAACCAGUAUUUUCUUGGCUCCUCUUAUAACUGGGAUUCCCACAAGGGCUUAGGUGCAAAUAACUUGAUACCUGUUGAAAUUGCUCUUAAGAUUGCUGAGAAGAUUAAAGCUGAUCAAAGAUUUGUUGCAUAUAUUGUUAUUCCUAUGUGGCCAGAGGGUGAUCCAAAAAGUCUUGCCAUGCAGAGGAUUCUUUAUUGGCAGUACAAAACAAUGCAAAUGAUGUAUCAAAUAAUCUAUAAGGCUUUGGAAGAAAAAGGUGUAGAGAACAGCUAUGAGCCUCAAGACUUCCUUAAUUUUUUCUGCUUAGGAAAUCGUGAAGUUUCAGAUGACGGUUCCAACAGUGUGCCAAGUGGAAGUGUGAACAGUCCACAAGCAUUUUUAAAAAGGAGUCGACGGUUCAUGAUCUAUGUUCAUUCAAAAGGCAUGAUAGUAGAUGAUGAAUUUGUCAUAAUGGGUUCAGCCAACAUCAACCAACGAUCUAUGGAAGGUACUCGAGACACUGAGAUUGCAAUGGGUGCUUAUCAACCGCAUCAUACAUGGUCUAAGAAAAAUUCGAGGCCACAUGGGCAGAUAUAUGGAUACCGGAUGUCGCUAUGGGCAGAGCAUCUCGGAACCAUUGAGGGUUGCUUUAUGUAUCCGGAGAGUCUUGAUUGUGUUAGAAGAGUAAGAAUACUAGGAGAACAAAAUUGGAGACAAUUUUCAGCUGAUGAAGUGACAGAAAUGAAAGGCCACCUUCUCAAGUAUCCUUUGAAGGUUGAUAGAUGGGGCAGGGUUAGCCCUCUUCGUAACUCGGAGAAGUUCCCGGAUUUGGGUGGUAAGGUCAUGGGUACAUUCUCCGGGAUCCAAGAAAACCUCACCAUUUGAACCAACAUGUCAAAAUUGAUAAAUAGAGCUAGGACUUUUAUAAGAUUUAAGAAAAUUUGGUCGAGUGUGAUAUAGCACCAAAUAGAUUGUCAAUAUGAUAGAUAGUUAUGUCAUUUGAAUAGGGGAAAUUUUUUUAUUUAUCAAAGUUUUACAUUGAGAGACUCCAAGCUGUAGUCUUUAAUAGAUUCAAUAGUGUAUCGGAGUAAUAAGUUAGUGUUAUGAUUAUUAAGGGAGAAUUACACUAUGUGAUUAAUAUUUUGGUCAAAGCACUCUUUCACUCUACUUGUGUGAAGUUUAUAUCAAUAGCAACGAUACAAAGAGCAUUUAUUUUAGAUA
Molecule: messenger RNA, 3116 nt
Organism: Beta vulgaris subsp. vulgaris (sugar beet)
Lineage: Eukaryota; Viridiplantae; Streptophyta; Magnoliopsida; Caryophyllales; Amaranthaceae
Product: phospholipase D gamma 1
Exons: 10
Coding region: 276-2780 (834 amino acids)
Biological process (GO): phospholipid catabolic process; phosphatidylcholine metabolic process
Cellular component (GO): plasma membrane
Molecular function (GO): calcium ion binding; D-type glycerophospholipase activity
Source: RefSeq, a predicted model, not a curated record